This is a messenger RNA of Capsaspora owczarzaki ATCC 30864, 574 nucleotides long. RefSeq lists its product as hypothetical. The transcript is spliced from 2 exons. The record is from RefSeq and is a predicted model, not a curated record. NCBI's taxonomy places the organism in Eukaryota, Filasterea, Ministeriida, Capsasporidae. Gene Ontology annotation, molecular function: transaminase activity; identical protein binding; pyridoxal phosphate binding. Bases 1 to 465 code for a protein of 154 amino acids.
AUGACCCUGGCCAAGCCUCUUGCCAACGGCCUUCCCGUGGGUGCCAUUCUUGUGCGCGACCGUGUUUCCGAGCUGAUCAAGCCUGGCAAUCACGGAACUACUUUUGGUGGCGGCCCUGGCGUCUGCAACGUUGCCCGCGCCGUGCUUGGCGAGGUCCAGCAACUGCUGCCCAAGAUGCAGACCAACAUUAAGCGCUUUGAUGAGAUUCUAGAGUCGCUUCGUCAGCAGUUCCCAAAGGUCGUGCUGGACGUGCGCGGCAUUGGCUUCCUGCGCGGUGUUGAGCUGACUGCCGAGUACACUGCCAAGCAAGUCCAGCAGGAAGCCUUGCGGCACGGCAUUGUCAUGAUCACAGCCGGCAAGAACGUGCUGCGCCUGACUCCGCCGCUGAUUGUCGGCGAACCCCAGCUCGAGCGUCUCCGAACUGCUCUUACUUCUAUUUUCAAGUCGAUCAAGCCCGCUGCAUGAGUUUUUCUUUUGACGCGGGGGUUUGAGUUUUUGUUUGAGUUGGAUUUGCUGCUUUUUUUUUUUUUAUUUUUCUUGUUCCACAAUGUGAUCCAUUUUGGUUCCACUUUGG